GCACGGCUGAUUCACUAGCCGUCGCGAGCUUCCACUAUAUAGAUAGGUUAUCCACCCAGUCGCAGAACGUCGGUAAAGAGGAUUGAAAAGUAUUCUCACUAGUGGGAAUCGUCGCGUUGAGUAACUGAACAGUUUAUGACUGUAAACAAUAUGAGAGCCAAGGAAAGUAAUUGCCAAAAUUAAGAGGGAUGUUUUAGUGGCAACUUUUUAUGUGGGCCCGACUAAACCGAAUUGUGUGACUGAUGCCUCUGGGUCUGAAGCCCGAGUGCGUACGGUGUGGUGUGCGUGAGACACCGCUCUGGCAUGCAACUGAUGCUGGUAACCUAUGCAAUCGUUGCCUCGAGGAUGAAAAGAGCGUCGGUACCAAUGGUAAUUUAAAGAGUGAAGAGGAUGAAAAAAACGGUUCCGCGAAACCAUCCAGAAAGAGCACCAGAGUCACACGAUAUUGCAAGCCAAAGUCCAAUGCACCCUUAAAAAUCAUUCCUAAAGGCAAAGGACGCCGUCACAUCUUUAAAAAAACGCCUAUUAAGGCACCAGCAGCUGUUGCGACUCCAGUAACCAGUGACUUUGUAUUCUACAAAGGUUCCUAUUUUCAAGUUGGAGACAUUGUGUCCAUGAAGGAUAUUGAUGGUGGAAUUUAUUAUGCUCAAAUUAGGGGUCUGCUAACCGAUCAGUAUUGUGAAAAGAGUGCAGCAGUCACAUGGUUACUGCCAACUACAGCCAGUCCACCUCCAGAAGAUGGUUUUAGUCCAGAAACCUAUAUGAUUGGACCAGAAGAGGAUCUACCGCGAAAACUGGAAUCUAUGGAGUUUGUAAUGCACGCGCCUUCGGACUAUUAUAAACUCAAAAACAGUCCGUAUCCUCCGCCACUAACGGAAACGGGCACUGGUUACAUAUGGACAUCACUCCGGCACGAAGUAAGCGCCAGUAAAAAGUAAUUUAAUCACACAGUGAGAAUCGCAAAAGUAUAAGUGGAAUCGAUUCUUAUUCUAUGUAAAAUAACUGGCUACUGUGCGGUAUAAUUGAUGUUAUUUUAUCAAAACAUAUAUUCACAUGUUCAUUGUUCUCUGGAAUAUUACUAGCGCACUGGCAAUCGGUCAUAAGAAUUACACUGUACAUUCAGUAGGAUCUAGAAGCGAUAUUGUAAACAUUAUAUAAUUGGACAUAAUAUUUAUUCAAUAUAUAUUUAAUACAGAAUAACAUGAACAUUUAGCGUAUCUGCUAGGUAUACGUGCAAUAGUGAGAUUUUCUCGGACGAGCAGGGAGCAAUAGCGAAUUAUUUGUUUAGGACUUAUGAUUAACUAUGCACAAUGGAGAGUUAAAAAAAAUGCAAUAUCGCAGACAGUCAUUAUUAAACUGUUUUUUUUUU
This is a messenger RNA of Cephus cinctus (wheat stem sawfly), 1369 nucleotides long. RefSeq names its product GATA zinc finger domain-containing protein 1. Gene Ontology annotation, cellular component: nucleus. Gene Ontology annotation, molecular function: zinc ion binding; sequence-specific DNA binding. Bases 243 to 938 code for a protein of 231 amino acids. Gene Ontology annotation, biological process: regulation of DNA-templated transcription; chromatin organization. The transcript has 3 exons. NCBI's taxonomy places the organism in Eukaryota, Metazoa, Arthropoda, Insecta, Hymenoptera, Cephidae. The record is from RefSeq and is a predicted model, not a curated record.